UCCACCCUCCUUCCAAACUCCAAAUUCUACCUUCCCUCUGUUCCGUUUCCAUGGAUCCCUCGCCCUCCGCAAUCACUUUCCGACCCUUCGAACUCUCCGACGCCGCCGACUUCCUCUCGUGGGCUGGCGACGACAGGGUCACCCGCUACCUCCGCUGGGACUCCGUCGCCUCGCUGGAGGCCGCCGAGUCGUAUCUCCGGGACGUCGCCAUUCCCCACCCGUGGCGUCGCUCCAUCUGCCUCGGCGACCGCUCGAUCGGGUACGUCUCCGUCAAGCCCGGGUCCGGAGACGAUCGGUGCCGCGCCCACGUCGGCUACGCCGUCGGGGCGGAGUUCUGGGGGCGGGGGUUCGCGACGGCGGCGCUGAGGAUGGCCGCCCGCCGCGUGUUCGACGAAAUGCCUGAGCUGGUGAGGCUGGAGGCGUUUGUGGAAGUGGAGAAUGAAGGGUCUCAGAGGGUUUUGGAGAAGGUCGGGUUCGUGAAGGAAGGGCUGCUGAGGAAGUAUGGGAUUUGCAAAGGCGAGGUCAGGGAUAUGUACCUGUAUAGCUUGUUGUCCACGGAUGAGAUUCUGGGUUGAUCAAAGAGAGAAGAAGAAGCCAUUUAUGAAGCUUUGAGAGGGAGAUGUUCAUUCUUUGAAGUUUUGAUCAAACUCUCCAGCCAUUUAUUUGACCAUUCAUAAAUAGUUUGAGUGAGCAAACUCUUGCUUCAUCUGCCUGUUGAAUGAUGCAAUGAAGGUGUUUGUAUCCUAUUGUAGCUGUUGAGGAUCGUAUCGAGUGGGACUGGUUUAUUAAUCAAGUUCAACUCGGUUCUGAUAAUGUGUGUUCAUGCUCUGUUCGAGCUCAGCCGAGCUGGUUCUCGAGUUCAAUCUCGAUGAGGUAGAGCGUUUUUGACUAUCCAUGAGAAA
Syzygium oleosum is the source of this 902-nucleotide messenger RNA. RefSeq lists its product as uncharacterized. Gene Ontology annotation, molecular function: acyltransferase activity, transferring groups other than amino-acyl groups. The record is from RefSeq and is a predicted model, not a curated record. Bases 51 to 575 code for a protein of 174 amino acids. NCBI's taxonomy places the organism in Eukaryota, Viridiplantae, Streptophyta, Magnoliopsida, Myrtales, Myrtaceae. The transcript has a single exon.